Molecule: messenger RNA, 2482 nt
Organism: Dendrobium catenatum
Lineage: Eukaryota; Viridiplantae; Streptophyta; Magnoliopsida; Asparagales; Orchidaceae
Product: C-terminal binding protein AN
Exons: 7
Coding region: 205-2091 (628 amino acids)
Biological process (GO): microtubule cytoskeleton organization
Molecular function (GO): NAD binding
Source: RefSeq, a predicted model, not a curated record
UCUUUACUUUACUUCAACAACGAAGUUUUUCGGGAAAUGGAUCCGGUCAUAAUAGGAAGAAGCAGCGGGCUGCCCGCCCGACGCUGGCAAUUUUCCCCAUUUUCGCCCUGCGCCGAUUCUCAUCGUCCUCUCAAACUCCACAGUCCACAUAGCCGAUAGGACCCGGAGUAGCAAACCAAAACCUAAUAGCCUGAUCAGGCCCAUAUGGCCUCCUCACUCCCUCUAGUCGUUUCCCUCAACUGCAUCGAGGACACUUCCUUCGAAGUGGAAGCUCUCGCUGGCGUCGCUUCCGUUGAGCACGUCGGCCUAUCUCACCUCGCUGACGGACGGAUCGAAACUGCUGUUGCCGUCCUCCUCCAUUCCCUCGCAUUCCUUCCCCGCGCUGCUCAACGUCGACUCCAGCCCUGGCAGCUUAUUCUCUGCCUUGGCUCUUCCGAUCGUGCAGUCGACUCUGCCCUUGCCGCCGAUCUCGGCCUCCGCCUGGUUCACGUCGAUGUCAAUCGCGCUGAGGAAAUCGCGGACACCAUCAUGGCGCUGUUCCUCGCGCUUCUUCGCCGUACUAACCUUCUUUCGCGGUACUCCUCAUCAUCCUCCGCGGCGUCGGGUUGGUUCGGAUCUAUCCAGCCGCUGUGCCGGGGUAUGCGGCGUUGUCGUGGUCUUGUGCUAGGAAUCAUUGGGCGAUCUGCCUCUGCACGGUGUCUAGCCACCAGAAGCCUUGCGUUCAGAAUGAGUGUACUCUAUUUUGAUGUUAAUGAGAACAAUUAUGCGAAGGGAAAAGGAAGAUUUCAGCAGAGUUCUGUAACAUUUCCCCCUGCUGCUCGGAAAAUGGAUACUCUCAAUGAUUUAUUGGCAGCAAGUGAUCUCAUUUCACUUCAUUGUGCAUUAUCAGAUGAGCCGAUACAGAUUCUAGAUGCUGAAUGCCUGCAGCAUAUAAAACAUGGAGCUUUUAUUGUCAAUACAAGUAACAGUCAGCUAAUUGAUGAUUAUGCACUAAAGCAGCUCUUGAUAGAUGGUACUAUAGCGGGCUGUGCAUUGGAUGGUGCUGAGGGACCACAAUGGAUGGAAGCAUGGGUCAGAGAGAUGCCAAAUGUAUUAAUUCUCCCUAGGAGUGCUGAUUAUAGUGAAGAAGUUUGGAUGGAAAUCAGGGAGAAAGCUAUCUCUAUGUUGCAAGCUUUCUUUCUUGAUAGCGUGAUUCCAAAUAAUGAUAUAUCUGAUGAAGGUGAAGAAAAUAGUGGGAUAGCAUAUGAAGGUGACCAAGUGGAGAACCUGGUAAGAGAUAAUUCAUCUCAUCCUUUUGAUUCAGAGCAGACGGCAGAUGCAAGUAAAUUCUGUGCUGGAUCUGAUCAGGAACUGAGGACCAGUCAGUCCAAAGAGUCUAAAGUUUCAGGCCUGCCUCAAAAUACUGUUACAAGGUCAGAUAGAAGACAUAGUAGGUCCAGCAAGAAGGCCAAGAAGAGGCGUGCACGCCAGAGUUCCCAGCAGAAAUCACAUGAUUUUUCAGGAGUAGAAGGUAGCUAUAGCUCUCAACAAGAAGAUGAUACUGCUAUCAGUGGUAUGGAGCAAAGUUCUCGAUUUGCUUCUCCGGAUGAUUCUAAAAGCAAGCAAAUUUGCCUUCUUGAAUCAAAUAUGGAAUCAUCUUCACGGAAACCAGAAACGAUAAGUGAAGGACUUAAUAGAAAAUGUGUUGAACUUUUGAAAGAUGGUUUUGUUAUUGCUUUACAUACUAGAGAGCGUACUGGGUUUUACGUGUCUAGACAAAGAGUACCUGGUGGUGGAUGGUUCUUGGAUACAUUUUCCAAUGUAACCAAAAGGGAUCCUGCUGUUCAAUUCCUGGUUUCUUUUAAAAGCAAGGACGUGCUAGGGUUGCGAUCUUUUGCAGCUGGUGGAAAACUGCUACAGAUAAAUCGAAGAAUGGAAUUUGUGUUUGCAAGUUACAACUUUGAUGUGUGGGAGAGUUGGAUGUUGGAAGGCUCUUUGCUCGAAGAUUGUAGGCUUGUCAAUUGUAGAAACCCGUUGGUUGUACUGGAUGUUUGCAUCGAAAUAGUUGCUGUUGUAGAUGAAGAAGAUGGUGUUGCUCGAUGGCUCGGCUAAUUUUCCUUGUGGUAAUUUUUGCUUUUUAAGCACAAAGGUUAACGUUGUUAGUUAGAAUUGCCCAACCUUUUCUAGAUGUGAGAGGCCCAAGUCCCUGUUUGGGAAAUUGACUUAAUUAGCCUGCUUUUAUUCCGAAAGUGUUUGGCAUGGAUUUGUACAAGUGUUAGAAGAUUUACUUUUAAUUCGAAGUCUGGAACCAGUAAGUUAGUUUCUAUUUGCUUUUUCUUCUUGUCGUAUGUUUAUUUAUUAUAUUUUGGUAUCCAUUUGUGUUUUUGUUUUCCAGUUAAACUUCUCACCAAGUGCGUCUUUUCAUUAUUACUAUAGAUUUGUAUGACCUGCAAACUUGUUUUGAACAUUUGACCUGCUGGAAAAGUCAAACUGCUUAUCUGCU